Molecule: messenger RNA, 2182 nt
Organism: Engraulis encrasicolus (European anchovy)
Lineage: Eukaryota; Metazoa; Chordata; Actinopteri; Clupeiformes; Engraulidae
Product: NLR family CARD domain-containing protein 3-like
Exons: 3
Coding region: 5-2182 (725 amino acids)
Biological process (GO): intracellular signal transduction
Source: RefSeq, a predicted model, not a curated record
CACCAUGGCAGAUCCGCUGACACUCCUCCUGUCGACUCUGGAGGAUCUGUUGCCAAAGGAGUUGAAGAAGUUUGGACUGUACCUGACCGAGGGGACUGUGGAGGGUUUCCCUCGCAUCCCAAGGGGGAGGCUCCCACCGGAGAGCGAUGCCACACACUUUGCCCGUCAGAUGACCGAGAUGUAUGGUGGCGAAGGCUCACUGAAGAUCACUCUUCAUAUUCUCAGAGAAAUCAACCACAAUGAGCUUGCAGAAAGACUGGAGAUAAAGCUACAGAGCUUACAGAUCAAUGAGCACAGUCUUUUGAGUGAUGAACUUCAUUUCUCUGAUAAAUGCACCAGUCUGCAAAGAAUCCUCCAGAGUGACAUGAAGAUAAAAGUCCAGAAGCUAGUGGAAGGUGGCAAUAUGGCAUGCAAAGACCACUCAAUAUCCCUGAAUGAUGUGUAUGUAGAGCUGUACAUAACAGAGGGCGGAACAGGAGAUAUUAAUGACCAACAUGAAGUCCGGCAGCUGGAGGUCACUCAUCAGGCUAAAAGACACAGAGACACCCCAAUCCAAUGUGCUGAUAUAUUCAAAUGUCUCCCUGGUCAAACAAAAGAAAUAACAACUGUCUUAACAAAGGGGAUUGCCGGCAUUGGGAAGACUUUCUCAGUUCAUAAAUUCAUUCUGGACUGGGCAGAGCAAAAGACAAAUAACGACAUAGCAGUCGUCGUGUCACUUCCAUUCCGAGACCUGAAUCAGAAGAAGACGCACCACAGCCUGAAAGACCUUCUUUGUAUCUAUUCACCACAGCUGCAAAAUGUGGACAACCUGCAAGGAAUUGCAAGCCGAAUGCUCAUCAUCAUGGACGGACUGGAUGAAUGUCGGCACCCAUUAGAUUUUCAGAACGCUCCAUGGUGGUCAGAUGUCUCAAUGCCAACUUCCAUUGAUGUGCUGUUGACCAACCUAAUACGUGGGAAUUUGCUUUCCUCUGCUCUGAUCUGGAUAACUUCUCGACCUGCAGCAGCCAGUCAAAUUCCCUCAGAGUAUGUUGACAGGGUGACUGAAGUUCAAGGAUUUGGUGACAGUCAAAAGGAAGAGUACUUCAGGAAGAGAAUCAGAGAUGAAGGCAUAGCCAGUAGGAUAGUGGCAUACAUAAAAACCAUAAGAACUAUUUUCAUCAUGUGCCACAUUCCACUUUUUUGCUGGAUUGCAGCUACUGUGUUUGAGAGCACAUUUGAUGAUGCAAAGCCUGAUGAAGUACCCAAGACCCUCACAGAAAUGUACACACACUUCCUGACCGUUCAGAUGGGUGUGAAGAACAAAAAGUACAAAGGAGGGAAUUACAAACACCAAAAAGUAAUAUCCUCUUCAGAUAAAAAAAUGAUCCUAAAACUGGGUAAACUGGCAUAUAACCAACUUGGAAAGAGUAAUUUGAUUUUCUAUGAAGGUGAUCUUCAAGAGUGUGACAUUGAUAUUCGCAAAACUGAAGAUUACUCUUCACUCUGCACAGAAGUCUUCAAAGUGGAGGAUGGACUGCACUCUGAAAGAAUAUUCAGCUUUGUCCACCUUACCAUCCAGGAGUUCUUAGCUGCAGUAUAUGUACAUGUGUCCUGUGUGCAGAAUAACAUGGAUGUAAUUGUACUUCACAGCCCUGUGAAGGGUAAAGAGCAAGUAAAGUUGUCAGAUGUACACCAGAAGGCUGUGGAAAAAGCCUUGCAGAGUCCAAACGGUCACUACGAUCUGUUCCUGCGUUUCCUGCUUGGCCUUUCCCGUGACAGCAAGCAGACAUUCCUUCAAAGCCCUACAGUGGAACAACCAGGACUUUUGGGCAGAUCAAUCAACGCUCUUCUGAAACUGAAUUUCCCACAAGAAGCAAACACAAUUUCAACUCAAUGUGUGGAUCAGACAGUUAAUGUGAUUAUGGAGAAAAUCACCAGUUGUACAGCACCAGAGAGAACCAUUAAUCUAAUACACUGUCUGAGUGAACUGAAGGAUAACUCCUUAGUGACUGGCACAAUGAAAGAACUUGUGACAGGGAAACUUUCUCGAACUCUCUUGGAAGCAGAGUGCUCAGCGCUUGCCUAUGUGGCGUUAAUGUCCAGUGAGGUGCUGGAGGUGUUUGAUCUGAAGACAUUCAAAACAUCAGCAGCUGGUCAACAACGACUGCUGUGUAUGUUAAAAGCCUUCAAACAUGCAAGGUAA